This is a messenger RNA of Sinocyclocheilus anshuiensis, 3462 nucleotides long. Its product is annotated as probable global transcription activator SNF2L1. Gene Ontology annotation, molecular function: ATP binding; ATP hydrolysis activity; DNA binding. The record is from RefSeq and is a predicted model, not a curated record. Lineage: Eukaryota; Metazoa; Chordata; Actinopteri; Cypriniformes; Cyprinidae. The coding region runs from base 115 to 2907 and encodes 930 amino acids. Gene Ontology annotation, biological process: nucleosome organization. The transcript is spliced from 24 exons. Gene Ontology annotation, cellular component: nucleus; chromatin.
GUGCGUGCGAGCCGUGACUGUACGGUCCUGUCAUGACGCAUACGCCAAAAUUAUGCUUUAUAACUUACUGUCUAGUCACCAGUAACUCAUGAAAACCUUCGCACAAUAACCAACAUGUCGGACGAAGAGCUACCGUCUACUUCUCGGGAGGCGCACGCGGAGGCAGAAGAGGAAGACCCACCAUUUCUCCUGGACCCUCCUCCUAAAGCAGCUGUGAAGGAGAGCUUGGUUGACCCUGAGUAUGAAGAAAAAAGAAAAACAGAUCGUGCAAACAGGUUUGAGUUCCUGCUGAAGCAGACUGAGCUGUUCGCUCAUUUCAUUCAGCCUGCCAGUCAGAAAUCCCCCACCUCACCUCUGAAGGUGAAGGUGGGGAGACCCCGAAUCAAACAGGAUGAGAAACAGAACCUGCUGUCUGUUGGAGAUAACCGCCAUCGUCGAACAGAGCAGGAGGAGGAUGAGGAACUCUUAUCCGAGAGCAGGAAGGCAGCUAAUGUUCUUGUUCGUUUUGAGGAGUCACCCUCAUAUGUUAAGAAUGGAGCUUUGAGAGAUUAUCAAAUCCGAGGCCUGAACUGGAUGAUUUCUCUGUAUGAGAACGGCAUCAAUGGCAUCCUGGCUGAUGAGAUGGGUCUGGGUAAGACCCUGCAGACAAUCGCGUUGCUAGGCUACCUUAAGCACUAUAGGAACAUUCCCGGCCCCCACAUGGUCCUAGUGCCCAAAUCUACCCUGCAUAACUGGAUGAAUGAAUUCAAACGCUGGGUGCCCACCCUGAAGGCCGUCUGUCUCAUCGGGAAUAAAGAUGAAAGAGCAGCGUUCAUACGUGAUGUGAUGAUGCCCGGUGAAUGGGAUGUGUGCGUGACAUCAUACGAGAUGGUGAUUCGGGAGAAAUCUGUCUUUAAGAAGUUUAACUGGCGCUAUCUGGUUAUCGAUGAGGCCCAUCGCAUCAAAAACGAGAAAUCAAAGUUGUCAGAGAUUGUGCGUGAGUUUAAGACGACCAAUCGUCUGUUGUUGACUGGUACCCCACUGCAGAAUAAUCUACAUGAGCUCUGGUCGCUUUUGAACUUUCUGCUGCCUGAUGUGUUCAACUCUGCCAGUGAUUUUGAUUCGUGGUUUGACACAAAUAACUGUCUGGGUGAUCAGAAGCUGGUUGAAAGACUUCAUGCAGUUCUGCGUCCAUUCCUGUUGCGUCGUAUUAAAGCGGAGGUUGAGAAGAGUCUUCCUCCCAAGAAAGAGGUGAAGAUUUACCUGGGGCUCAGUAAAAUGCAGAGAGAAUGGUACACACGUAUCCUGAUGAAGGAUAUUGACAUCCUGAAUUCUGCCGGAAAGAUGGAUAAGAUGCGGCUUUUGAAUAUUCUGAUGCAGCUGCGGAAAUGCUGCAACCAUCCGUACCUGUUUGACGGGGCAGAGCCUGGUCCCCCAUACACCACGGACACACACUUAGUCACCAACAGCGGCAAGAUGGUUGUGCUGGAUAAACUUCUGCCUAAAGUGCAAGAGCAAGGAUCCAGAGUGUUAAUAUUUAGCCAGAUGACACGUGUGUUGGAUAUUCUGGAAGAUUAUUGCAUGUGGAGAGGGUUUGAGUACUGCAGAUUGGAUGGCAAUACACCUCACCAGGCCAGAGAGCAAGCCAUAGAUGCUUUUAAUGCCCCAAACAGCAGUAAAUUUAUCUUCAUGCUGAGCACACGGGCAGGUGGGCUGGGGAUUAAUUUGGCUACAGCUGAUGUGGUGAUUCUCUACGACUCGGACUGGAACCCACAGGUGGACCUGCAGGCCAUGGACCGUGCUCACCGUAUUGGACAGAGGAAACCAGUAAAAGUGUUCAGGUUGAUCACAGACAACACAGUGGAGGAGAGAAUUGUGGAGAGAGCGGAGAUGAAACUUCGUCUGGACUCUAUAGUGAUUCAGCAGGGACGGCUGAUUGACCAGCAGAAUAAAAUUGGGAAGGAUGAAAUGCUACAAAUGAUUCGACAUGGAGCAACACACGUGUUUGCCUCUAAAGACAGUGAACUAACAGAUGAAGACAUCAACACCAUUCUGGAAAGAGGCGCCAAGAAGACGGCGGAGAUGAACGAACGCUUGAAGAACCUAGGUGAGAGCUCGCUGAGGAACUUCACCAUGGACACAGGUUGCACCGAGACCAGCCUUUACAACUUUGAGGGAGAGGAUUACAGAGAGAAACAAAAACUAAGUUUGAUCGAAUGGAUCGAGCCUCCUAAGAGAGAAAGGAAGGCCAAUUACGCUGUAGAUGCUUACUUCAGAGAAGCACUGCGAGUCAGCGAACCAAGAGCCCCAAAGGCCCCUCGACCCCCAAAGCAGCCCAACAUCCAGGACUUUCAGUUCUUUCCACCACGUCUCUUUGAGCUGCUGGAGAUGGAGAUUCUUUACUACAGGAAAACCAUCGGAUACAAGGUUCCACGUAAUCCAGAUAUCCCAAAUUCAGUACAGGUCCAAAAGGAGGAACAAGCAAAGAUAGACGAGGCAGAACCCCUCUCACCUGAAGAGACAGAGGAAAAAGAGAAACUACUCACACAAGGCUUCACAAACUGGAACAAGCGUGAUUUCAAUCAGUUUAUUAAAGCUAAUGAGAAGUAUGGUCGUGAUGAUAUUGACAACAUCGCCAGAGAGGUGGAGGGCAAGACGCCGGAAGAAGUCAUGGAGUACUCCGGUACAAUACACACCAGAUCAACUAUACACAAUGUGAACUGUCAUAUUGGUGUGCGUGUUUGUGAAAGCGUGUGGGAGCUGCAGCGGCGCUGUAACACGCUCAUUUCUCUCAUUGAGAAAGAGAACAUGGAGAUAGAGGAAAAAGAGCGCGCUGAGAAAAAGCGAAGAACACCCAAAGGACAAUCAGCUCACAAGCGUAAAGCCGACGUGUCGUCUGACAGGAAAGAGAAGAAAUCUCGUACCUGACUCGUGUACCCGCAGCCCUUUGCUCCUCAUUACGAAGCACUACAAUAAUCAGACGCCUCUCUACAGCAUUUUGCCAUUCUGUUUUUAUCUGUUGUAUCUGUGACUUAACACCAGGUUCUUAAAAUAACCAUGUACAUUUUUUGGGACAUCUAAAAUACUUCCAUACUGUAUUGAUUUUUGUCCCACGGGCUGCAUACAUGUUGGCAGCUACACAUUUUGCUAAAGCUUGUUUUUAAUCAAAAAUUUUUUCUAAAUGUUCCUUGUUCAUAUCAACAUUGGCAUUUAUUUAGCAUGCUAAAUAGAGGCUCUAAAGCCUGUUCUGGUCUUGUUUGUGUUUUAUAAAUGAAAACUUUUUGCCUGUUAUUGUAUGUUUAAGGUCUCUGUGGUCCACCUUAAUCCAUGUGAUCUGUAGCUUUGCACAUCCAGUCUUCUUAAGCUCUUUUAUACAUUCAUGUGCCAUUUUAAUGUUGCAUUUAAGCAAUUUUACACAUUCUUGUUUGGACUCUUGUUUGAACCUUUCCUUAUCUUUAUAUGUACAAGUCUAGUAUUAUUAAA